UCUCCGUCAUUGCUCGCUCGCUGGCGUCGCUGGUUCGCCCGCCCUUCCACCCGGAUCAUCGACAAUUGGUGUGACCAACAUUCCUGCAUUCACUCUUCACAUCAUUUUAACUGUCGCUGCAAGUCCGCUCGGCCGAAUCCGCAUUCCGACGCAUUCCUGGUGUCAAGUGCAUGCGUUUCCACUACGACGCAAACCCUAACCUCAAUCGCUCUCGUUACGAUUCAAUAAUUUGAUUUUUCCUGGAAGAAAAAUAACAGGAGAAGAACGGUUUCGGUGAGGGAGGAUUUUUGCUUUGGCGGAGAUGGACGGCGAUUGGAGGUGGAGGCAGGAGGGCAGGAGGGCAAGAGGGAUGCAGCAGGGAAUUAGUGAAAGGGAGGUUUAAGAUUGGGAGAAUUUCUGAUAGGUUUUUCUUGAAGUGAUGAGUCCAUGGUUGGGGAGCAUGGGUUUGCGAUGGCGGAACGGUGGUAGGGAUGCAAGGAUGAGAAUGUCGCCUCUUGGAAGACUUGAAGGUGGCAAUGGGGUGGACUUUAUAGGCUUGGCAAUGGCGUUCGCAACUAUGUUAACUUGGCGUGAAAUCAUUGAUUUUGUAGCGCUUGUUUUUGAAGAUGUCAGAGAUUGUAUGAGAGAGUGUCCAGGUGUCUUGUCCUGCCGUUGAUCGACUUUAAGCCGGACACUAGGAGAAUGUCUAAAUUACAAGUGCAUGCGAAUAUUUUUCAGCAAGGUCAUUGGAGCAAGGUCAGAUGCUGCUUAUCGGGUACGUUUAGAGUAGACCUUCCAUUCUUUUGGUUGAUACCAAUUUGGCCUAGAGGGGCCUCCUGAAAUCUUAGGGCACAGUGGAAUCAACCAAUUGUUAGGGGCACUUGACCAGUUGGGUCUUUAUUCUUUUCUCAGUGAAGCAUGUAGCAUAUACGAUGCUGAUCUGAUGAAGGAGCAACAUCUUUCAGGACUCGGGCUCCUGUACUUUUCUUCCUUUACUGCUUUCUCUGUAGAGUGGUAGUGCUAAGCUUCCCAGGAGUUUCAGAGCUUUCUGGGUUCCAUAUACAGAAUUUGCAUCGGUAAAUUUAUCAUCAGUAGAGGCAGGUCAGACUGCGAAGUUGGAGCCUUGAAAGGCCCUGCAGAUGUCAAGAUGCAUCAAGCCACUCCUGUGGAUGACCCAACCGUACAUAGUCUCGAUGAAAGUCAUCUGGACAUGGGUGCAUUAAAUACCGACUUCAUCGAGGGUAUUCUCGAAGAAGACGUACUCGCGAUGCAACCGGACGAUAUGAAAGAGAAUCUAAACGUGGCAGAGGUGAUAGCGGAGCUUGAGAAAGAGCGACGCAAAAACGUAGAGCUUCUGGGCCGAGUUUCAUCUUUGGAAGCAAAGCUAGGUUGUGAAGACAGCAAUACUGGACCGCUUCUGGAGCGCACAGAUGUGGAGGAUGACGCUCAUCAGGCUCUCAAAAGGCUCAGAGUAGGAUCAAUAAAGAGCACAGAAGAAGAGGACAAACAGGAUGCCAGUGCUAUGUCAAGCCCAAAUCAUAUAUCUUCACAGAUAUCAGAUGCAAUCUCCCCAAGGUUGGAAAUUUUUAAUGGUACUGGCAGACCUGUCCUUACGUCAUACGAGUCGAUGGUGAACUGGAUGUGCAGGGAAGAUGUGAGCAGCGCCGAUAUAGAAAAGUUGAAUGAUGCGGGUAGUGAGGAUGAUGAAGAUGAUGAAGAUGAUGAUGACGAAGACGACGACGACGACGACGAUAACAACGAGCUUGGGGACAAUGGGCGUCGGCAAGCAAGAGAGAAGGUCAAACCAGAUGAGCAAGAUAUAGGGUUAUCCACUCGUGUACUAGAUUCAGAUGACAGUGGUGGUGAGGAAACAGGUCUUAAAGACCAGAAAAAGGGUGAAGGCCAGAAGACACUUCAAGGAAAAAGGAUUUACUGGAGCAAAAGGUACGGCUAUGGACCUUAUCCGGUCAGAUACCGAGAGGCAGGUAUCUAUUCUUCAUACAAGAAGGCUCCUAAGAUUGCCUUCAGCCCAAUGGAGGUGAAGAGAAUAUUGGAUUCUGGAGUUUUGUUGCUGAAAAACGCACAGUCGCAUACGAUGCGCAAGAUCAUUGUAUUCUCUUGCCUUUGUAUCCGGCAUGGAUGUGAGGAUUUCUACGAACUUGAUUUCAACCAUUUUCAGGUCUUUAACCGAGGAGAGCCCUAUAAGUCAACAAAGGACCCUGGGGAACACCUCUUAUACUCUCACCCGAGUGGCCGGACAAAAAUAUUUUUUCCAAAUCGUCAAAACCCUGUGUUGUGCCCCAUACGCAUAAUUGAUGAAGAAAAGGAAAUGCGACCUACUUAUGCUGUCACGCCUUCCUACCUUUUUCUUUGUAUGAAAUAUGGAGGGCGCACACGAAACCUGCCUCAAAAUCAGGUAGUGGGGGAUUGGGUGACUAGGUACGUGCGGCAGAGGAUGGGGCGUAACAAGCUGAAGUCGUUUGGACCACUCAUGUGCCAAAUGGCGUUGCUGGUUCAUGUUCGUACAGGAAGUUUUUUCUUCAAAGCACUUGGGAUCACCCUUCUCUUUAUGGCUGGGUUCUCUGAUGACCAAGUGCGGAAGGAAACUAAGUAUCGUAAUCUCGAUUUGUUGCGAAAAUACUACCGGUCUGAUGAGUCUGCUAAAGUAGAACAAUUGUUUCAUCCGUUUCCAACAUUUUUUUCUCCAGCGUCGCAGCUUUCGUCCUCGCCCCAGGGAACAACAGCACAAUCUCAAGCUCCUACAUCAACAACUCUGCCUCAAGCAGCUCCGCUAGUGAAGAAGCCCCCUCCACUUCUCGUUCGCAAAGAUCCUGCACCUGUGCCAGUUUCCGUCACUGCGAGGCCCAAACCAUCCACUGACCGUCCGUAUAGGCGCAUCCCACCACUGCCCUUCCACCUUAUGAAAGCUCCAAAACGAGGACGGAAGCCCAAGAAUGCUGAGAAGUCGAAUCCAACUCUUCUUGCCCCUUCUCCUUACGGCGCUUUUCGGCAUUACCCACCCAUGGGAUUUCCUCCUAUGCCACCCCCUCCGGGCUGGCGUCCAGGAAAUGGGUUUCCCCCUCCAAGCUCUUUCCCUUUUCCCUUCCCAAUGUUUCCUCCUAAUCCACAACUGGGGUCCUCUUCCCCUCCGCCAUUCUUCCCUCCUCCCUUCGCAUUUCCUCCGUUCAUGGUGCCACCUCCUCUCUCAUCUCCACCUCAGCCUUCGCAGCAAACGCCUGCACAGCCAGAGUCCAUACAGCAGGAGCCCCACCAACCUGAUGUACAGUCUCUAUCUUUUGUCACAGAGUGUGACCGCAAAUCUGGGGGCACGUAGGUGGCCACAACGAAAAUCGAGAUGGGUGGUCAGGAGCCGUGGAUUGAAAGCCCAAAGUGACCAGAGGUCCGGUAGUAGUAGCCAAGUGGGAUGACAUUUUUUUACUACCUACAGAGACGGAGUUGCUAGUUCCAAUUUUUUGCCACCAGUUGAAGCAACAGUACAGAGCGCUGUGAGGAUGGACUACAUUUUUUUCUUACAUUCUCUUUAUCUUCGAACUAGCGCCGUAGACUGAUCUCAGGGCCAUCUAACCAGUGGCCGUGACAAUGUGAAUAUUAUCUUGUCGACAAAACUUAAUUGUUUUAGGUGUAUGUUAAGAUACCUUCCAAA
This is a messenger RNA of Physcomitrium patens, 3643 nucleotides long. NCBI's taxonomy places the organism in Eukaryota, Viridiplantae, Streptophyta, Bryopsida, Funariales, Funariaceae. The record is from RefSeq and is a predicted model, not a curated record.